Paramecium sonneborni is the source of this 1054-nucleotide messenger RNA. The record is from the annotation of a GenBank genome assembly. Lineage: Eukaryota; Ciliophora; Oligohymenophorea; Peniculida; Parameciidae.
AUAACAUAUGGGAGGAUCUUGCUGUAAAAAUGAUAAUAUAGAAACUAAUAAAGAAAAUGUAAUUGCCCUUGAUAAACCAAUAUCCUCAUGUGCUGAAAACCUACUUCCUUUAAGUACAUAAAAUCAAUCAAAUCCUAUAAUGAGAACCCAACUAUUAUAACCAACAAUCCCAAUUCGAGAUCCUUAAGUUCAAAUACCAAUUAUACAUAAUGGUUUAGUCAGAGAAAUGCUUAUUAAACUAGGAGAAUAUCAAAUUCCUUAAUCUAUUACAAAUGAGGGUUUAGAUGUUACACCUCCUAUAUAAUUACCUGAUGAUUCAAUCUAUGUUGGAGGCUUAAAAAAUAAUUAAUUUCAAGGUUAUGGUGAAAACUAUUGGGAUGAUGGUACUCAUUAUUGUGGACAAUUUAAUAAAGGAACCAGAUCUGGACAUGGUAGAUCAAUAUAUUCUGAUGGAGAUGCAUAUGUAUAUAACUAAAUUUAAUAAGGAAGGUGAGUGGUUGGAUGAUUAAUAGCAUGGAAAAGGAAAAUAUUGGUAUUCAAAUGGAGGAAUUUAUGAUGGAAGAUUCUUGUAUGAUUUGAAAGUAAGUUUUAUUUAUUUAUUACUUUUAGCAUGGAUUUGGUAAAGAAAUCUUAGCUAACGGAGAAACUUAUGAAGGAAAUUUCAAUAAUGGAACUAGACAUGGGUAAGGAAAAUUAACUAUGACUGAUGCUGUCUUUGAAGGUUAAUUUAAUAAUGGAUAAAUGAUUGAAGGAGAAUAUAGAUGGAAUGAUGGAAGAAAAUAUAAAGGUUAAAUUCAAGGAACUAAAAUGCAUGGUUAUGGAGAAUUUUGGUUUCCUGAUGGUAGAUAUUACAAAGGUAUAUAGAUUCUUAUUAAUUAUAAUAGGAAAUUGGGAUGAAGAUUAAAAGUAAGGAUAAGGAGAAUUUCACUACUCUGAUGGUUCUAUUUAUGUAGGAGAAUGGAAAAAUAAUAAAUAGAAUGGAUAAGGAAAGUUUAUUGAUUAAAAUGGAUAAAUAAUAAAUGGUUUUUGGAUUGAUGGUAUUAAGUCUAAUUGA